ACGAGAAGGUUUGGCUGCAGCGGCCCCCGCAGCGUCAUGUUGUGGAGGCAGCAGUGAGGAACGUGAAGCACCUGCCUAGCCUGCGCACUGAGCUCAUGGAUAGGAUGCUGGAAACAGUACGUGGCUGGCGUCAACAUCUACCUCAUGCAAGUACGGGACUCAGCUGAUAGUGAUGCACUCAAAUACCAGUCCACCAUGUCUCACCUGCUGCCGACUGCGUUUCAACACAUCCAGAGUUUUAUGCGGUACCGCCCUGUUGGAAUGAUCCGGCCGGUAGAGAAGGACAAGAAUGGUUUUCAGGACAACUUUCCCUCCCCCAGGAUCAUAGUGCAACCAAAUGUGUACUUCCCUCAUGACUCCUUGUGGCAUGCCAGGCCCAGGAAAGCUGGGAAGUCAAGUGGUACAGCCACUGAGGAGAGAUCACCUACCACUAGCUCAAAGACCCAGAAAGCUUCCCUUUCUUCCAACCCCCCAACUAAUCCUGUGAGGACAGACACCGAGGCAUUACCUCCUUCAGUUACUUCUAUGUCCUUUCAUCAGAGAAGGGUUUCUCAGCCAUCUUCAUCAGACAGCGAACCAUCUGCCAGGGAUCCAGAUGGACCAAUCAUUGCCUCCCAAAGAAAUCUCAGGCAGCAGGAUGACGCGGUGCAUCGUGCUCUCAUGGAAGCUGGUGGUGUGGUUAGCGCCAGGGAGGAGGUUUAUAAUGGAGAAAUUAUGGCUACAAGUGGAAGACUCAGUGAAGAUGAAGUACAACCAGUGUGGCCGCAGUCCCUGGAUGUGACUGAUACACCCAGCCAGAUAAGUGGUAGCUUAAUGAGAGAGCUGGUGUACCAGCAGGAUCCCAAGGGGUACGAGUCCACUGUCAGUCUGGACAAGUUUUCACUGAGGCCAGCUGGGAGGACAGAGGAGGGACAAAGGAAGAAAAAGUCUGGGUCCAGUGUGAGUGCUGAAACGGUGUCUCUGGGUCAAGGUAGAGGUCACAUGCAAAGUCAUAUGACCGAUGAGAUCAAAAGUAACAUCCCAGGACUCAGGACCUAUCAGGGAGUCUCACGAGUGCAGCAGUUCUUGGGGCUACCAAUAGAGACUAACAAAGAUGGCUUUUCAGGGUCAAACUAUCAUACAGGAAGAGACCCACAUCAGCAAAAUGGCAGAGGUGGUGAAUUCCCUGUACAUACACCGUAUGAUAGGCCGGUACAUCAGACUCAAAUUGUGGACGUUGGGCUUGUGGUAGGCAGGAAAACACUGUCAAUUGGAGAAUCAGACAUGUCGGCAUAUCAAGAUGACAUGUUGAAGGCUGACGCAAGUCUGUCUGAUGUGGUUGAUCGACCCAGGGGUCGCCGAUCUCUUCCUGUUCAAUCUCAGAAUGGCAGUAGGCGACAGCGCCUGCAAGAGAUGCUUCAACAGCAGUCAACUUAGUACGUAAAUGUUAACUGUCAACAUUGUGCCUUUAAAACUACUGCAAUAUUGGGUUUCAAGAGUUGAACUUGAAAAAUGUACACAAGAAGUGUUUUAAAAGAAGCUAUAUCUUCAUUGUGAUGAAAUACUGUUUUAUCUUAAGUAAUAAUACAUUUGUUGUUAUACAAAUUUUGUUUAACCAUGAAAGGUCAGUUUUUUCAAGCAGUUGUGUCUGUUUUGCCAAGCACUUUGUUGUAUGUGUUCUGUCACCUAUUUUUCUGUGUGACUUUUUGUUUCUAUCUUGUCAAUGCCUCAGAUGGACACAGUGGCUCUCUGUGCAAAGGUAGCUGUGGGCUGUAGUUUACCUUAGUAUUAUGAUCAACUUUCUGUAGUAGAGAAUAGCAUACUAUGUGUAUAACCACUGAUAUGUUCCAGAAUAAUGUAACACUCAGUGGGUUUGUAUUAAAAUUUGUGUGUUAACAUUCAAUUUCAUUUGAUGAAAUCAAAAUUAUGCCCCAUGUUCAGAAGUGCCUACUUAUCUUAAAAUACGAAGUUUCUCAUUUAAAUAUAAAGCAUAAUAGAUAACUCUCAAACUUCCAUAUCAGUAUCAGUCAUAUUCACCUUUGUAUUUUCCAUUUUAAUGCCCCCGGAUCGAAUGAUCGGGGGUAUAUUGUUUUUGGCCUGUCUGUCUGUCUGUCUGUCAUUCAUUCAUUCAUUUAUUCAUUGUGUGUGUCCCAAAACUCGAACCUUGGUCAUAACUUUUGCAAUAUUGAAGAUAGCAACUUGAUAUGUGGCAUGCAUGUGUAUCUCAUGGAGCUGCACGUUUUGAGUGGUGAAAGGUCAAGGUCAUCCUUCAAAGGUCAAAGGUCAAAUAUAUGGCUUCAAAGCGGCAAAAAAGGGGUCAUUGUGUUUUUGACAAACACAUUUCUUGUGUCCUCUAUGGACAAUAUGGGAUGAGAUUUCUCAUCGUUUCAGCUGAAUUCCUCUCAAGGCAAGAGUAGUUAUCCUGCACCAAAAGAAUUGGGGUGGUCUGUCUGUCAGACUGUCUGGCACAAAUGUUUCUGGGCUAUAUCGCAAGAACUAUAUAAGAUAUCAACAUGAAAUGUCAUAGGCGUGUAGAUAUCAAUAAGGAGAAUUGAAAUGAUCAAAAACAAUACCCUACACUUAAUCAUUUUUAUACGCCCGUAUAAAAUACGGGACGUAUUAUGUGAAACCCCUUGGCGGCGGGCGGCGGGCGGAAGGCAUCACUUUGUCCGGACUCUAAUUCAAAUUGUAUUCAUCCGAUCUUCACCAAACUUGGUCAGCAGUUGCAUCUAGUUGAUAUCUAGGCCAAGUUCGAAUAUGGGUCAUGCCGGGUCAAAAACUAGGUCAUAGGGUCAAUAAGUGCAUUUUCAAAGGGGCCACUUUGUCCGGACUCUAUUUCAAAUUGUAUUCAUCCGAUCUUCACCAAACUUGGUCAGCAGUUGCAUCUAGUUGAUAUAUAGGCCAAGUUCGAAUAUGGGUCAUGCCGGGUCAAAAACUAGGUAAAAGGGUCAAUUAGUGCAUUUUCAACGGCGCCACUUUGUCCGGACUCUAAUUCAAAUAGUUUUCAUCCGAUCUUCACCAAACUUGCUCAGAAGUUGAGUCUAGACAAUAUCUAGGCCAAGUUGGAAUAUGGGUCAUGCCGGGUCAAAAACUAGGUCAUGGGGUCACUUAGUGCAUUUCAAGGAUUUCAUGGUGUCCGCUCUCUAAAUGAAGUAGUUUUCACCCGAUCUUCACCAAAUUUGGUCAAAAGUUGUGUCUAUAUGAUAUGUAGGUCAGGUUUAAAUAUGGGUCAUGCCGGGUCAAAAACUAGGUCACGAGGUUACUUAGUGCAUUUCAAGCAUUUAGCAUGGUGUCCGCUCUCUAAUUGAAGUAGUUUUCAUCUGAUCUUCACCUAAUUUGGUUACAAGUUGUGUCUAGAUGAUAUGUAGGUCAAGUUCGAAUAUGGGUCAUGCCCGGUCAAAAACGAGGUCACAUGGUGCAUUUAAAGCAUUUAGCAUGGUGUCCGCUCUCUAAUUGAAGUAGUUUUCAUCUGAUCUUCACCAAAUUUAGUCAGAUGUUACAUCUAAAUGAUAUCUAGGUCAAGUUCAAAUAUGGGUCAUGCCAAGUCAAUAACUAGGUCUUGAGGUCAUUUAGUGCAUUUCAAGCAUUGAGCAUGGUGUCCAAAACCUUCGAACGGGCGUAUCUUGUGACAGUUUGGCACUCUUGUUUUAUAAUUAUACCAUUUAUCAAGGCAACGGCAUUCAUCCUUAAAUAAAAAUCGUUUGGAGGUGAUAUCAAUUCAAUGAAUUCGCUUGUUUGAAAAUAGUCAUUAACUUUUGCUGGAUCUUUUUUUGAAAAAAAAACAAACACAACUUUUUAGGUGAGACUUCUUUGGUGGGUUGAGAAUUGUUUUUCUUUGUGGUGCUCCCAAAAUAAGGUUCUCAAUAUUUUUUGUUUUCCUCACUUGUGUAAAAGAGUGUUGUUCUCUUUAGUUGUCUGUCCAUCUGUCUGUCUUGGGCACUUGUCAUAUGUAAAUUCUAAGAUGAAAUUACUUUGCUAGUGCAUUCACUUAAACAAGAUGGGUUUUCUUUUCUUUUUUAUGCGCCCGGUAUGGUGGCAUAUAUCAGUUUGCACUGUCCGUCUGUCUGUCCAUCUGUUAGAACAUUUGUUCUAAUGAUAUCUGGGCUGAGUUUGAAAAUGGUUCCCUUCCUUUAAAACUAAUGGCUGCCAGAGGGCUUGGCAUUUUGUCCUUAUAUGGCUGGCUGGUGGGCAGGCGGAACAAGCUUGUCAAGGCCAUAAAUAUGUCGUUCAUUGUCAGAUUUUAAAAUCAUUUGGCACAUUUGUUCACUAUCAUUGGACGGUGUGUCGCGCGAAAGAAUUACGUCAAUAUCUCCAAGGUGAAGGUCACACUUUGAGUUCAAAGGUCAAAAGGCCAUAACUAUGUCAUUGAUUGUCAGAUUUUAAAAUCAUUUGGCACAUUUGUUCACCAUCAUUGGACGGUGUGUCGGGCGAAAGAAUUACGUUGAUAUCUCAAAGGUCAAGGUCACACUUUGAGUUCAAAGGUAAAAAAUGGCCAUAAAUGAGCUUGUCCGGGCCAUAACUAUGUCAUUGAUUGUCAGAUUUUAAAAUCAUUUGGCACAUUUGUUCACCAUUAUUGUACGGUGUGUCGCGCGAAAGAACUACGUAGAUAUCUCCCAAGGCAAGGUCGCCACGACUAAAAAUAGAUUGAUUUUUAAAACAAGCCCUUUAUCAGACUUUUUUUUAAUAUUGAAAACCUGGUUUUGUGACAAUUUUGUCCCUUGUUGAUAUAUUGGCCAAGUUUGAAAAUGGUUUCAGAAACAUCCCAAAAGUUGCUGAGAGAAGUUCAGUUCCCUGAAGUCUCAGGUGAGCAACCAUGGGCCUCUCGCCCUCUUGUUUGUAUGUAAAUCUACAUGACCUAGUGUUUUUCCCAGGCCGUUUUAGCUGCCCCUUUCAAAGCCAUUUAGCGCCACGCUGCCUCUUCUAAAGGCCGCCGCCCUGCCCUUUCAUGAGCACCUGCUGUUUCUUGUCCUAUUUUGUUACGGUAUGCUUGAUCGCAAGAUUAAAUUGAUAAUUGUGCUCGUUUUAUUGCCCAUAGGUGUUUUUAAGUGCUUUGAUUUAACAGAUUAAUUGGAUGGCCCCAAGGCAGUGAAGAUCCCUGAUAAUGUCAGUGGCAAUGUUUUACCAAGUACACUAAACGGUCGGUAAUGAGUACUCCUCCACGAUUAAAUCGUGGACUGUUACUUCGGAUUCUUUUGAUGAAAAACUCGAUGUUAUCCUCGUGGAAAUUAUGCAUUUUAUGCAUAAUUUAGUUAUAUUAAAACAUAUAUUUUUACGCGUAAUUUCAUUAAACAACACAAACAAAUUAAUUCUUUCUCAUUAUCGUCUUCAAGAUAAUUAAUUAUUUAAAUAAUUACUGAGACGUAUACUAAUUAAACAAAAUACGAAUCACGUAUUAGGCGGACGUAUGAUACGAUUUUACGUUGCUAUGCGCACCACUCCCAUCUUUUAAUCAAGAUGGCGGACUAUACAGAAUUAAAUUGUGACUCGGCAAAAAUAUCAAAUAACGUCGUAAACGAUCGAAUUAACAAUGUAAAUAAUACAUUUAGACGGAAUAAAUGAAAUAUCUGCGAUAAUCAACGAUGAAUAAAAAUGUUUUAGAUAGCAACAGCAUAUUUACUUGUAAUCUACUCAGUAGAUGUAUCACGGAAACGAGUGUUACUGUUAGCGAUUAGUUUACUCGCAAUGUUAAACAUAUGACAAGAUUAGCGUAAGAAAAUGGGAUACGACAAACAUGGUUUCAUUUAUGUUAGUGGAUCUGUGUAUAACCAGAUUCAUGUACAUAUAUUGAUUUGUUUGUUGUGCUGUAAAGUCUAUUGAAACAGCAUGGAACUUAAAUGUAUAUUGCAAGGUAAAUAUAAAGUAAGUUAAAUACACCAAUUACCAUUUAAUGAGCUUGUUUAUAUUUUAUGUUUUUUUCCAUAACUGCCUCUGAUGCGAUAACAUGUUUCUCCCUAAUUCAAGUAUUCACGGAACUUGUAUGCCCUUUUUUGCCUAAACUGCGCGCUAAAAUGCCCUUUUUGAAAGUUAUGGGCCAUGCCCCUUUGCCCUCCUGGGAAAAACACUUAUGACCUACAGAUUGGGUGUGGGUUUUGUUCCGGUCAAUGAAAUCAGGUACAUACAACUCGUAAAGUACGAAGAAAUCUUGAAGGCUGCUUGUGUGUUUUGUGCUGAUUUAAGAAUAGGAAUAUGGGUUGAAUCAGCAUAGGGUAAGAGUAUUUGUAAAGAUUUAAAUAUUUAUGUCCUUUUUAUGCUCCCCCAAAAAAUUUGGGGGGAGCAUAUAGUCGCCGCUUCGUCUGUCCGUCCGUCCGUGUGUCCGUCCGUGCAAAAUUUUUGUCCGGGCUAUUUCUCAGCAACUAAUGACCGGAAUUCAAUGAAACUUUAUGGGAAGCUUCACUGCCAAGAGGAGAUGUGCAUAUUAUCAGCGGGUUCUGGUCGGAUGAUUUGCCACAGAGUUAUGGCCCUUUGAAGUUUUCCAUUAACUGUACAUAUAGUGCAAUUAUUGUCCGGGCUAUUUCUCAGCAAUUAAUAACCGGAAGAGAUGUGCAUAUUAUCAGCGGGUUCUGGUCGGAUUUUUUUUCACAGAGUUAUGGCCCUUUGAAAUUUUCCAUUAACUGUACAUACAGUGCAAUUCUUUUCCGGGCGAUUUCUUAGCAACUAAUGACGGGAAUUCAAUGAAACUUUAUGGCAAGCUUCAUUACCAAGAGGAGAUAUGCAUAUUAUCAGCCGGUUCUCGUCGGAUGAUUAUUUACAGAGUUAUGGCCCUUUGAAAUUUUCCAUUUUACAUAUAGUGCAAUUCUUGUCCGAGCUAAUUGUCAGCAACUUAUUAUGGGAAUUCAAUGAUCUCUAUGGGAAGCUUCACUACCAAGAGGAGAUGUGGAUAUUAUCAGCCUGUUCUCGUCAGAUGAUUUUUAACAGAGUUAUGGCCCUUUGAAAUUUUCCAUUGAACAUAUAGUGCAAUUCUUGUCCGAGCUAUUUCUCAGCAACUUAUGACGGGAAUUCAAUGAAACUUUAUAGGAAGCUUCACUACCAACAGGAGAUGUGCAUAUUAUCAGCCGGUUAUGGUCGGAUGAUUUUUCACAGAGUUAUGGCCCUUUGAAAUUUUCUAUAAACUGUGCAUAUAGUGCAAUUAUUGUCUGGGCUCUUUCUCCCCAACUAUUGACUGGAAUACAAUGAAGCUUAAUAGGAAGCUUAACUACCUUGAGGAGAUGCGCAUGUUAUUAGUGGGUUCUGGUUUAAUGAUUUAUUUAGAGAGUUAUGGCCCUUUUGUCUAAAGUUAUGCCCCUCAAGACGUUUCCUUUUAUCUGAAUAUAUAGUGCAAUAUUGUGACAAAAAAACUUUGGGGAGCAUCACCCUUCUCCGACGGUUUCUUGUUUAUUUUCAUCUUCAGUUUUGUUCUCUGAUUUAUUUUGUUCAAAAUUAUAAGCAAAUGUUAUGAGCUUAUGGAAUGUUUACAUUAAAAUAGUAUAUGGUUGAGGUUGCCAAAUUAUGUGGUCAAGAUCACCAUAUUUUGUAAUUUCCAAUUUUAUCUUGAAUAAAUUUAUAUUUUAAAUGCAAUUUCUAGACAUAUGAUUAAAAAAAUACAUAUCAAAUUGUGGAAACUUUGUUCAUAUGCCCCUGAGUACUUAUGUGGAACCCUAAAUGUUUGGGCUGGAGCAAUUGUUCAAGUAAUUCCAGGCUUACUGGUACUGGCAGUUGCAGUUAUAUACAUGUACACAUAAUUUGUAUCCAUAGUUAACUAAUAACGGUACUUAUAUGAAAUCUUGUAUUGUAUCUCAUUUGCAUCCAAAGCUUAAGGUAUAAUGAGAAAUUCUUUAGUUUGUUUCUUAUGUUGAACCAGUUAAUGGUGUGAUAAAGGAAGAUCUUGAGAUUGACGUCAAAGUGAGGGUUUAAACCUGUAUCUGUUAACUAAGCCAAUACCAUAUCCAUAAAACCACUUAAUGCGCCUAUAUAGUGGAUACAUGAAGCAUUGCAAUCCCUUUGUUAUUUCCAAAAUUUUCUUGAUAUAUUGAUUUGCCAUCAAAUUGUGUUAAAGCUCCCUUAUAUUUUGAGUGUAACAAUUUCUACCCAUUUCAGCAUUAUCAUGGUUUUUAGCGAGGCUGUUUUCGGAGAAAACCCGAGGUAUUGUCAUAGCCUGCUCGUCGUCAGCCGGCGUCGUGCUAAAACCUUUACAUUGCCUCUAAAAUCAAAGUGCUUCCACCUACAACUUUGAAACUUCAUAUGUAGAUGCACCUUGAUGAGUUCUACACGCCACACCCAUUUAGGGUCUCUAGGUCAAAGGUCAAGGUCACUGUGACCACUAAAAAAAAAAAAAUAAAUUCUGACAGGCUUUCGCAGCCAAGCGUGGCACCUGUUAUGCGGUGCUCUUAUUUUCACAUAGCCAUGUUUGCAAGAGAAAUACAAUUUGGUAAUAGAAUACAUUUUUGAGGAAUUUGUUAGUGUUGGUAACACAAUAUGUGUUAAUCUGAACAUAUGAUGUGUGCAUAUCAGUGAGAAUUUUGCCUCUUGGUUAAGAUUUUGUUUUUUCUGUGUCUUUAACCAGUUGUUUUUUACAGAUUGUGUGAUGGGGGGUAUCGUUGUUAAUCCUGCAAGUACAAUGUCGAUGGUAAAAGUCGCAAAAUCUUGAGAACCUGUUGGUUGGCUUUCCAAGUUGUCUGCCAUACAAAAAGGACACAAUAUGCACAACGAAGUUUGAUUAAGCCUGCUGGUGUAACUUGCUGUAGCAAGAUUUUAAGUCUCAGAUUUAAGAGUCCAUCUUUACAUCAACAUUGUCUCCAGUGUAGAUCAAAUUUCUUCCUUCAUUUUCUGUAUAUGUGUAACUGGGCCAUUACAAGUAAAUAGAUAUUGAAAACAGGUUUUAAAAUGAAAAGAGAAAGAAUAAAGUUGGUACAAAUUAAUGUGUGUACAUUUGUGAAGUCACUAGUAAGCCAAUUGGUAGGAAGCUGACAUGGUACAUUAAGUGCUUUAACACUGCACAUUUUUUUAUAAGGGGCAUAUUGUCAUAUUUAAGUCGGUAUAUUGGUCUGUCCGCAUAAAAUGUUUUAUGUUGGAUCAAACAUCUUCCCUAUUUCUUACAGGAUUUACUAGAAAGUUGUUGUCACCAUGUAAUAUUCAUGUGAAAGACACCAUCUUCAUUAUCAGUUGUAUACUUAUUCCCUAGUUAUGCUAUGCUAUGUUUGCACACAGCGCUUUUGGGGUAUUAGUCAUGUUGUUGACACAGCUCUAAUUUAUCUGGCAAUGUAACAGUUUAUAUUCUGGAAGAAUAGCGUAUAUUCCGUUCAUAUUCUGGCUGUCUCUAUCCCUUACAGUGCGGGAAGCGGAUUUUGAAGGCCUUUGCAAACAGUUUGGAUCCAGAUGAGACGCCACAGAACGUGGCGUCUCAUCAGGAUCCAAACUGUUUGCUAUUCUGAUAGUGUUCUUUGAAAAAAAUCGAAGAAAAUGCUAAUUUUAGAAAUUUAGCAGAAGACAUUUUAGCAGACGAAAAAUUUCCCAGCAUGCAAAGGGCUAUUUGUAUUAUUCUGCACACUAGUAUAUUAGUUGUAUAAGUAUUAAAUAUACUAGUAUAGUAUUCAAUUUCUGCAAGGAUAAAAAGUCUUUAUAAAAAAUUAACAUACAAGCACCUGAAUAAAACAAGAUUUGAAAAUCUGGUUUUAAAUACGAAAUAAAAUGUGAUUAUACCAUUUCAUAUCAUAGUUGUAUAAGUUUAAUUAUAUUUUGUCAUGUUUUAUGUAGUCCUUUUUGCUUCUUAUAUUGUGUUGAAAAGUUUUUUGUUAUCAAUGGUUAAGAGCCUAUGGAUUGUAUGGAUGUUUCUUUCAUAAAUCCUUUAACUUGUAAUAAUUGCAUGUUGGGCAUUAGAUGCCUGUGAACAGAACUGAAAACAAUUGGAAACAAUAGAUCAAGCUUAUUAUGUGUUCUACAUUGGUCUAGAGGUGCAAUAUUUGUCAUGUAAUUUUAUAUUGGGUCUGUUUGUUUGCUAAGAUCUUGUCUCAAGCUUCAAAAUUGAUCACACCUUGAGGGGAGAUUUAAAAUGUUACGAACGAAAUAGAGCCAUUUGACCAUCUUUUUGUGGAAACAUUCUGCACAUGUUUUUGAGACAUGUGCCGGGGUAUAUUAAAAUACAAACAACGUAUUAAAAUUCAUUAUUAAAUUAUACUUCAGUUGACAAGUGUGUACAUGUACAUACUAAGUGUAUACUAAUUGCAGACUCAUUUUGUGGGUUUUUCGUCGCUUUUUGUACAUGUUGUAAAUUGUAUUCAUUUGUUGAUUACAUGCUAUCGGAUCAUGUUCCUCGCUCUGGGUCACCUACUCCGAGAGAUAAUCGCGACUUCAGGCUCCUAUUAUGGGGUAACGGGGCCAAUACGGGCCAGUUAGCGUACCUUCGGCGACACUUUCACCGGAAGCGGUGGCACUGAGACGCCACAUUGCACUUUUGGCAUGCGUGGCCCAUCGGGCCAAACAAGUCUGCCAAGUUUCGUCGCUCUGGGUCACCUACUCCGAGAGAUAAUCGCGACUUCAGGCUCCUAUUAUGGGCUGGACUUAUAAUUCCUAUGAGGUCCAUUAUGCCACUUUGAAAGCCUGAUGAACGGAAAGUGGACUUCACUAAAUUUAGUUCACUGUUGGUUUUUAUCCACAAAUUCAAUUCCGGGAAGUGGGAGAAGACUUACUCAAUGGAUGCAGAGAAUACAUCAGUUACUCCUUCAGCUGUCCGUGCUAGCGGUUCUGGUGAUGUGUACUUCAGGUGCCGCUUACUCGACCACGCGGUGCAUCCAUGCGUGUGGAAACACAUUGGUGUCGCAGAAUCGAAUCACGUGCCAGGCAUGCGCAAACGAUCCACCAAUCGACUAUGAAAUGUGCAGUAAUGCGUGUGACAACACGUUUUCAACAUAUAUGAAAACUAUAUGUGGUACUUGCGUUCAAAGUGUCAGUCUUUCUGAUGAUAUGUGCAUCAAAUCUUGCGGAAAUACCUUUUCUACACAGUAUCGACAGAUCUGCACGCAAUGUGUGGCCCGCCCUCCACUUACUGACAAAAUGUGUAUCAAUGCGUGCGGCAACACAUUCUCUUCCUACCUCCGGAAUAUCUGCAAUGCCUGCGUGAACAAUCCGCCACGCACGGACGCCAUGUGUAUACAUGCAUGCGGCAACACAUUCAGCCAACAGUUCAAAACCAUUUGUAGAAGCGCCUGUUAAGUAGCUAUCUCCGAGGGCGUAAUAUCAGAAAUUUGUCUUCAUUUACCAGUUACAGACAAACAUGUUAUACAUUCGUUAUGGCACAUGCUUAUGUGUUCUUUUAUGUAUCUUAUAUUGUAAUAUAUGUAAAUCAUAAACCUCUAAAAAAAAUUCAAACGACGGGUUAAAAAUUGCAUUGGAAUACGUUUAUAUGAAAAGCAAGCACUUGAUAAAGAUAUUACUCCAUAUAAUUUUAUGUUAUGCUUUCAUGUCGUUUAUGUUAUUCUUUCAUGUUGUUUAUGUUAUAAUAUCAAUGCCUUCAACAUGAUAAUUUGCGGUUACAAAAGGUGAGAAAUAAUAUAUAUUAUUUAAUUCUAAGUGACGCAAUUUUAAAUAUUUGUUUAAAUAUACGGAGAUUGUAAUGCGACUUAAAGUUAAUUUUAAAAGCAUGUCUUGUAAUUGUUUUUUAUAGCAAAUAAUGAAAAUGGUGAGCAAAUACAGUAGUAAAUGUUAUUAGUACAGUUGCUAGUUACAAAUUCAUAAUCGCAAUAUUAAAUUCAAUAAUACGCCUUACCGCUUAAUUAUCCCGGCUUUGCCCCGCCGUGUUCAUCAUUGAGCCAUAGUGACUACCAGACAUUGUCUCGAUGGUAAAUAUUAAACCAAUGGACGGUCAA
Messenger RNA from Dreissena polymorpha, 11816 nucleotides. RefSeq lists its product as uncharacterized. The transcript is spliced from 5 exons. NCBI's taxonomy places the organism in Eukaryota, Metazoa, Mollusca, Bivalvia, Myida, Dreissenidae. The record is from RefSeq and is a predicted model, not a curated record. The coding region runs from base 145 to 1416 and encodes 423 amino acids.